UCUCUCUCCUGUUAGUCACCUCGAGUCCUCUUCUCGCCAGCGAGGAAGAUUUCUAAACUACACAGGUUGGAUAGGGCGAUUUGUUGUCUGUGUGAUAAGAACCGACACCAUUAAUGCAAGCCGGACAAACGGCUGUAGCAAUUCCACUUCAUAAUUGCCAUUUUUUACUCUCUUUCUUCUCCUUUUUGAAUGCAUGCUGCAGUAAAUGCUUUGCUAGUGUCAAAUUCUUCUUCUCAACCACCAAUCUAUCUCCAUUAUUUAGCCCACCCCUUUUUAUUCUAUCAAAAAAUCUCCUCAGUCCUCAGAACAUUUUAUUAUACUUCAUUUAUCCCGGGGAUUUGUCUCUAUUAUCCAAUCAGCUAAGACAUCUAGGUCUCGUCUCGUGGUUCGUUUUUGCCUGUUAUCUUCUCUCCUGAAAAACCCAACAUUCUUCGGGUGAGUAGCUUAAGUAGCCCAUUGAAGUUGCAAUCUUUCUAGGGUUUUGUUUACAAACUUUUGAAAUUGAAGGUCCUCUAAUUCGAAUUUGCAAAUGAGGUGUUCAAAUGUAGUUGUUAUGGUGAUUGUUUCAUGGAUUUUCUUUGCUUCAAGUACCCAUCAGUUAAGAAGCUACGAAUCACAAAUUCUUCACCAGCUGAGGAAGCACUUGGAGUACCCAAUGCCCUUGGCUAAUUGGGAAAAUUAUAAUGGCGAUUUAUGUAAUUUGUCCUCCCCUCCACAAAUGAGCAUUAAAUGCGAGAACAACUCUGUUAUCGAGCUCAGAAUUAUGGGAGAUAAGUCUGUUAAGGUCAGUGAAUUCAAUGGAUUUGCAAUUCAAAAUCAAACUUUGUCUCGGAGUUUCUCUAUUGAUUCUUUUGUCACUACAUUGACAAGGUUAACUAGCUUAAGGGUUCUUAGCUUAGUUUCUCUGGGAAUCUGGGGACCUCUCUCCGACAAAAUUCAUCGGUUGGAUUCCCUUGAAGCUUUGGAUAUGAGUUCGAAUUUUAUAUUUGGCUCGAUUCCAUCAGAGAUGUCUAGAAUGGUGAAGCUUCAGACUUUUACAUUGGAUGGGAAUUUUUUCAAUGAUACAAUCCCCCAAUGGCUAGAUUCUCUAACAAAUCUCACUGUUUUAAGCUUAAAAAACAAUAGGUUGACGGGCCAGAUUCCUUCUACAGUUUCCAGAAUAACAACACUGACCGAAGUCGUUUUGUCACACAAUUUGCUUUCUGGGAAAUUGCCUGAUUUGAGUGGCUUGUCUAAUUUACAAUUACUGGAUAUGAGAGAGAACCAUUUGGAUUCCCAAUUGCCUCCUCUUCCAAAAGGACUGACUAAUAUUUUUCUGAGCAACAAUUCAUUCUCUGGUAGUAUACCUGAACAACUUGGCGAAUUGAAAGAACUUCAGCAUCUAGAUUUAUCGAACAAUCAUCUGGGUGGAGUGCCGCCUACGGAGUUGUUCUCUUUGCCGAAUAUUAGUUACUUGGACUUAUCUUCCAACAUGCUUAGUGGUUCACUUCUGCAGCAUCUCAAGUGUGGGGAUGCACUUAGUCUCGUUGAUCUUUCUGAUAACAGAUUGAUAGGUGCGCUUCCAACUUGCCUGGACGUUGAUUCAGAUAAGAGAGUUGUGAAGAUUCGUGGGAAUUGCUUCUCAUUUGAUAACAGAAAUCAGCAUCCUGAGUCGUAUUGCAAAGACACUGACAAAGAUAAGGGACUGUCUUCUGGAAAGAAAAUUGCCAUAUUUGCCGCUGUAAUUGGGGUAAUUGUUAUUAUUGUUGUACUCCUCUUGGUUGCUGGGAUGCUCUUUUUCUGUAAAAGACAUCAUACAGAGAGGACAGUGGUUCAGCAUGUUAUACCAAAGACCGUGCAAGAUGAAGCACGGUUAGGGAUUUCUGCUGAACUCCUUGCAAAUGCCAGGAUCAUUUCUCAAGCAGUAAAACUUGGGACACAAAGUGCUGCAGCAUAUAGGGUGUUUUCCCUUGAAGAACUGGGAGAGGCCACUGAGAAUUUUGAUCCAUUAGCUUUCCUGGGCGAGAGCUCUAUAGGAAAGGUUUACAAAGGAAGAUUAGAGAAUGGAACCUAUGUUGCUAUACGAUCUUUGGCUUUAUGUAGAAAAUAUUCUAUUCAGAACCUCAAACAACGCUUGGAUUUGCUCUCAAAGCUUCGGCACCCUCAUCUUGUAGGCCUUCUAGGUCAUUGCAUUGAUGGUGGAAAGCAGGAAGAUUCAUCUAUGCAUAGAUUGCUCCUCGUGUACGAAUUUGUCCCUAAUGGAAACUUCCGUGCUCACCUUUCAGAUACUAGUCCUGACAAAGCUCUGAAGUGGUCGGAUCGAUUAGGUGUGCUUAUUGGUGUUGCUAAGGCUGUGCAUUUUCUACAUACUGGGGUGAUUCCCCCAUGCUACCACAACCGACUGAAGACAAAUAAUAUACUGCUAGAUGAGCACUGGAUUGCAAAGCUUAGUGAUUACGGGAUGUCCAUAAUCACAGAUGAAACUGAAAAGGCUGAAGCGAAGGGGGAUGGCUUCAGAUCAUGGCAUUCAACUAAGUCAGAGGAUGAUGUUUAUAACUUUGGAUUCAUAUUGCUUGAGUCACUUGUGGGUCCUGUUGCAAGCGGAAAAGGAGAAGCAUUUUUGCUUAAUGAAAUGACAUCCUUUGGCAGUCAAGAUGGUGUGCGCAAAAUUGUGGAUCCAAUUGUGUUAUCCACUAGUUCACAAGAGUCAUUGUCAAUUGUGGUAUCCUUAACCAAUAAAUGUAUUUUACUUGAAUCUUCAAGCCGCCCCUCAUUUGAGGACGUCCUCUGGAACCUGCAGUAUGCAGCUCAAGUCCAAGCUACUGCAGAUUCAGAUCAUAAAUCAGACACUAUGUCACAGUGAGAACUUUAAUUGAGAUAACUAUCCUUCACAAUGACCGUCGUUUGUUCUGGGACCCUGUUGCAAUGUCUUGAUGAGGAAGAACCUUUGUGGUGGUUCUAUAAGCAUGAACAAUGGCUGUGGUCCAACUAGCUAUUCUCAUCAUAUUUGUAAUUUUGUAGAUUGUUCAUGUUGUUUGAUUUUUCGUUCUUACCUAGAAAAUAGGUGAUAUUAUAGAUUAGAUCCUCUCAAAUAUCAUCUCUAGACAAACUUGUAAUAGGAAGUUUUUCUCAUUCAUAUUCUUGUUCCUAUCAUGAAACUAAUACCACUGUGAUGCUUAUGCUUGAUGAUAUA
This is a messenger RNA of Olea europaea var. sylvestris, 3172 nucleotides long. Its product is annotated as probable inactive leucine-rich repeat receptor-like protein kinase At3g03770. The coding region runs from base 530 to 2842 and encodes 770 amino acids. The record is from RefSeq and is a predicted model, not a curated record. Gene Ontology annotation, biological process: protein phosphorylation. Lineage: Eukaryota; Viridiplantae; Streptophyta; Magnoliopsida; Lamiales; Oleaceae. Gene Ontology annotation, molecular function: protein kinase activity; protein binding; ATP binding. The transcript has 8 exons.